GUAACACUACAAACACAAACGAAAACUUAGCAACACUGUUGCUGACUAACAAUCCAAAAUUAAGGAAAAAUUGAAAUAUUUUACACUGGACGCACUAGACCAAGAGGAUUUUAGUGACACUGAAAACGAUUGGACAAGUGCUGACGAGCGAACACAUCUUUUGUCGCAAAACAACGGUUCGAGCUCCAAUAGGCUCCAACUGCGGACGAAAUUAAAGCAGCUGACAACUCAGCUGUUUAAUUUUAAUAACGUGGACAUAGUUGAGUAUUGGAACCGGGCCAAUAAUAAUAACUAUCAGAAGCUUAGCACCGAAUUCGACAAGAAGUACGCAACAGUCAAAACCAACAGCAAAAGUAUGUCAGGAUCAGGAUCAACGGUGGGUGACGCUGCGGCGGCAUUGUCUGGAAAUUUGCAACUGCCGCCACUACGCAGUUUGGAUGACUUCAUUCUGGGUUCGGCUCGCUUUCAAUUGCCCAAUCUCAAGGAUUUCGAUAAGUGGGGCAAUCGUGUGGUAAAGAAUUUACUUUACUACCAAACCAAUUAUUUCCUACUCUUCCUUACAAUCUAUGCCCUGAUGAUUUUCUUCAAUCCCACGAAAAUUGUGAGUGGUCUCAUUGUUCAAGCUCUGAUCAUUGCCGUAAUUUGGCAAUUUUUCAGUGUGAAAACAAAGAAAAAUUUUAUUGCCAGUCGUCUGGGUGGUGGCAAUGCUCAGGCAGCCGAACAGAUUGCCCAACAGAAAUGGUAUAUUCUAGCCGGUGCCCUUAUCGGUGGCUAUCUAUUUUUGCAUUUGAUCAGCGCUGUUCUAUUGACUAUUUUCACACUCUUGCUACCAAUAUCGGUGACAUUCAUCCACGCCUCGUUGAGAUUAAGGAACUUGAAGAACAAAGUUGUCAACACAUUCGAUGGCACUCUGAUUAGUGCCUCCACACCGAUGGGUGCUCUCUUGGAUGCUGUCAAUGUUCGUGCCGAGGGAUUGGGAAAUUAAAGAUUGAAAUGAUGAUGAUGAUGAUAAAAGUGAAAUUGUGUAGAAUGCAAAGAAAUGAAAUGUUAUACAUAUAUAUCUUAAUCAAGUUCUGUACAUUAUUAUUAUUUUUAUGAACAAUUUUUGAUCUUUUUUUAUAUUGUAUUUGAAAUAUGAUUUUAUAUAUAUAGAAACACGCAUGUAUUUCUUUUUUUUUAAUUUUUGAUUCUAAAUAAUAAAGUUGUCCCUAUAAAGUAA
Molecule: messenger RNA, 1219 nt
Organism: Drosophila willistoni
Lineage: Eukaryota; Metazoa; Arthropoda; Insecta; Diptera; Drosophilidae
Product: PRA1 family protein 3
Exons: 1
Coding region: 356-985 (209 amino acids)
Cellular component (GO): membrane
Source: RefSeq, a predicted model, not a curated record